UCGUUUCUUUCUAACGCCUAUUCUGAUUGGGUGGAUCAAGUGUCAAUCAAAGCGUUAGCCACGUCCCCUUUCUGGACAUCAAACCAACCACAGAGGAAAAACUGCAACUGGGGCUAAACAUAGGGGGAAAGUGUUACAAAUCGUUUUUACAAUAUCAGUGAUUUAAUCGCAAAUUUUCAAGAAUAUCCUUUUUUCCUGCUUUUCGACAACUUUUUCCCUGUUUGGUGCGGCCGUGUGGGGAUGGAUGAGAUGCGGCCUAGCAGCGGAGCAGCAGCGCACCUCGGCCUCGCCUCGAUCUUUCCCCCGGGAUUGCAGGCCAUUUAUGGGGAAUGCAGGCGUCUGUAUCCCGAUCAGGCGAACCCGCUGCAAGUCACAGCCAUUGUGAAGUAUUGGUUAGGGGGUCCAGAUCCUCUGGACUACAUUAGUAUGUACAGAAACUUGGGAUGUCCUGGACAAGAUGUGCCAGAACACUGGCACUAUGUCAGCCUGGGUCUAAGUGACUUGUAUGGGGACAACAGAGUUCAUGAAUUCACCGGUCAAGAGGGCCCAAGUGGUUUUGGUUUUGAGCUCACAUUUCGCCUGAAGAGAGAAGCAGGAGAGACGGCACCCCCUACCUGGCCAGCUGAGCUCAUGCAAGGCUUGGCUCGAUACGUGUUUCAAUCAGAAAACACAUUCUGUAGCGGUGAUCACAUUUCGUGGCACAGUCCGUUGGACAACAGCGAGUCUAGAAUCCAGCAUAUGCUACUCACAGAGGACCCUCAGAUGCAGCCCAUGCAGACCCCCUUUGGUCACAUCAGCUUCCUUCAGAUUGUUGGUGUUUGCACAGAGGAGCUGCAGGCAGCGCAGCAGUGGAACGGUCAAGGCAUUCUGGACCUGCUGAGAGGAGUGCACAUUGCUGGGGGUCCAUGGUUAAUCACUGAUAUGAGAAGAGGGGAAACUAUAUUUGAUAUUGAUCCACACUUGCAACAGGAACGAGUGGAUAAGGGCAUAGAGACGGACGGCUCUAACCUGAGCGGGGUCAGUGCCAAGUGCGCCUGGGAUGACUUGAGCCGACCUCCCGAGGAUGAGGACGACAGCAGGAGCAUUUGCAUUGGGUCACAGCCACGCAGGCUGUCCGACAAAGACACUGAACAGAUUAGAGAAGCCCUGAGGAAAGGACUGGAGAUUAACAGCAAGUCUGUCCUGCCUCCCAUCAGCAGUCAGAAGCACAGUCACGACCGGCCACAACAAUCAGUUGGACAUUUCCAGACCCAGCAGAUAUCAAGGAGCCGUAAGGACAGUCUCGAGAGCGAGAGUUCGGCUGCUAUUGUCCCUCAUGAGUUGGUGCGAACACGACAGCUGGAAAGCGUGCAUCUGAAGUUCAACCAGGAGUCUGGGACUCUUCUCCCACUGUGCCUCAGAGGUCGUCUGCUUCAUGGCCGUCAUUUCACAUAUAAAAGCAUUAAUGGAGACACGGCAAUCACCUUCGUAUCCACUGGGGUAGAAGGGGCCUUUGCCACAGAAGAGCAUCCGUAUGCUGCUCAUGGACCAUGGUUACAGAUACUACUUACUGAGGAGUUUGUAGAGCAGAUGCUAGCUGACGUUCAGGAUUUGAGCACCCGUGAAGUGUCUAAGCUGCCGAAGGAGUACAGCUGGCCCGAUAAGAAGAUAAAGAUCUCUGUCCUGCCAGACACAGUGUUUGACAGCCCACUGCAAUAAGACUGGGAGCACACUGUCCCUGAUUACAAACCCACAUCUACAGAAAGGAGCUCAACUCUUUUGCCAGGCUCAUGUGCCUACAGACGGCUGAAGGAAACAGACAUUCAGACACUUCCCCUUUUCCCAGAGAGCAUCGUAGAUGAUUGCACAUGACACAGAACAUUUUGUACAUGUACAACAUUUUGUAUGGUCCGUUAUACCACUUGUCUUUGCAUUGGUUUACCUAUUCACUCUUAAGGGAAAAAUGGUGAUUUUAUGUUUUUUUAGUUUUUCUGGUCUCCGUUUUAAAAAAAACAUAUUUCUUGUUGAACGUUUAGCAGCACGAGACAAUGUGCAAGCACCGGUGCCUUUAUUCACCUUAGAAUGGACUGAAGUUACAUACAGAAAAUUUGCUUUUCUAAAUCCUGCUUGUAAUGUGAAGGAAAGCAUAGAAAGCAUGCUUUUAAGUAUGUUUAUCAAAAACAAAUCUGGUUUUACCUGUUUUUACUCAUUUGCAUAUAUAAAAUACAGCUGUGCCUAUUUAAGGUUGAUAUUUCAUAAGGUCUUCAUUUAGUUUAGUCAAACAAUAGCUGGUUAGUCAGUUCACCUUCACAAUACCAAAGCCUGUACAGAAUGGGUGUUUUCUAAACCUCAUGUCAAAUGUAAAGUUGAGAAGCACGAAAUAGUUCCCUGAUCUUUCUUUUGAUUAUUUUUGUAAACUAUUGAACUUGUAUUGAACUUCACUUCAUUUGACUUUAUGAUUGCAUUCCAAGCCUCUUUAUAGCGAAGCAAACUAACUGGUUCCUGGACAGCAAUCUACUUUCUAGAAUGUGCGUUUGUUAUUUUUGGGAUGUGUGCACAAUAAUAUAGGUCAAAGUUUAAAAAAGAACCGCUAUUAGUGCUUUUAAAAAGAUGAAUUUAAUUAGUGUACUGGCUUUUUUUUAUAUAUUCUGGAGAAUCACUACACUGCCUGUGGUUUUGUUGCCCUUAAGUGCAUUAAAGUUAUUUACAUAAAUCAGGAUGUUUGUGUUGAUUUUGACGACACAACCUGAAAAAAUGCCAUGCUCCACUUUUGCAAAUUAAAU
Molecule: messenger RNA, 2762 nt
Organism: Sinocyclocheilus anshuiensis
Lineage: Eukaryota; Metazoa; Chordata; Actinopteri; Cypriniformes; Cyprinidae
Product: suppressor of fused homolog
Exons: 13
Coding region: 241-1698 (485 amino acids)
Cellular component (GO): cytoplasm; nucleus
Molecular function (GO): transcription factor binding
Source: RefSeq, a predicted model, not a curated record